AUGGGGGAAUUCAAGUAUUUUACAGAAUUCAUGCAAAAAUGGUUAGCGAAAGAGGGAGCAGCUAAAAUGCAAGCGGAGGUUUUAUUGAAAAGAGUAAGAGAAGGGAUGGACAGUAUGUUUGAUAAUAUGGACGAAAAGACAGACGAAGAAGGGAAUCUUUGCCAGAGUCAGAAGGAAGGUGCUCAUCAUAUAUUAGAAGAUGAUACAAAUAGGGAGUUAUGUAAAAUAUUAGUAAGACUAUUCUACUGGAUAGGUGGAUUGAGACAGAGGGGGGAGGGCGAGGGGGGAAAUAAGUGGAUAUGGGAUAAAAUACAGAUUACCGAAGCAGCUGAGAAAGAGGUGCAAAAUUAUUUAAGGUGUAUAUUAGGAAAAAUAGUUAUAGUAAAAAUGUUAGGAACACAUUGCCAUAUGAGCAAAGUGCUCCCAAUUGUGAAGAAAGGAAUAGACAAAACCAUAAGGGAGAAAAAAUUCCAAGAGGAACAUGAGAACUGUGAGAAAAUAGAUUUCAAAAGUUUAAGUAUGGGGCGAAAUUUUUUUUGGAAAGAAAUAGAAAAGUCAAUAAUGAACGAUAGAGGGGGAGGGAAAAAUAUUAAGAAGAUAAUAGACCAGGGAAAAUGCCCCAAAGGUGAUGAUUUAAGUAAGGGAAAUAUUGGAAUGAGUGAAGAAGAAAAGCAGAGUUUGGUGGAAUUAUUUGCGGAGGCAAGAGAAAAUAUAGGGGACUUACAAGAAAUAAUUAAAGAUAGGGGGGAAUUACAGGAAAAAGAUAUGGAUGAAUUGCUGAGGAAAAUGAACGCAGCAGGGGGGUCAGGGGAGCAAAAUAUAUUUCAGACGAUAAUGGGAACCUUAAGAGAACUGUGGAAAAAAUGGGAGGAUGAAGCUAAAAAGAAGAAGGAGGAGGAGGAACAGAAGAAGGCGAAUGGAAGCAGUGACCUAGACAAAGCAGGUGCCCCGGACGCCGAGGAUGGCGCUACUGAGAGUCAAGCUGCAAAAACUCCGGGCGUAGGAGUAGGUCCUGGUGGUGUUGUACAAGGUGUUUCAAGUGCUGCAAUUAAUCCUGAGAGUGGUGAUCCUGCUCAUACAACUGUGGGUGUUCAUGAUGACAAAAACACUGGUGGUGAUACUAAAACCGAACUUACGGUUGAAUUAAAUAAUCAAAAUGGUGCAGAAAAUUCUCCGGUCCAAGUAGUAGAAUCUGUGGAUAAAAGAAAUUCAAUCAUAUCAGUUCCAGCACCAGCGAUUGCAUCAGCAGGCGGCAGCUUGUCAACGGAGGCAACGGUACAACCCAAAAAUACAGUAUAUAUUCAGACAUCGAAGAGUCUACCUCCAGCAAAACCGGAAGAAAAGAAUGUAUUUAAUAAAGAUAUUAAUUUCAUUGAUCCUUUCCUUCCAUACAUUCCAUUAAUCCCUGUAUUAAUCACCGCCAUCAUUAUCAUUACUUUCUUCCUUUGGAAGUAUUUUGGAUUCCUUAUUCGAAGAAGACGGCGGUACGAAGACAUAGAACAGAUAACAACAUCUGCUGAUCCUCCUCCUCCAGAGGAACAAAUCAUUGACCCUAUAGAACAGGAGGAUCUAACGAUAUCCUACAUGCCCUAUUCGUACCAUAUGAUUAGAAGGCGCCUUCCUACACAUAGGAAACCUAUGCAUAAAAAAUUGUAUAAAAAAAGCAUUAUUCAAAUUCAUCUGGAAGUUUUAGACGAAUGUCAAAAAGGGGACGCCGAUUUAAUGAAAAAUGAAUUCUUACGGAUCAUUGUGGAGGAAUAUAUGAAAAAUGAAAAAAUUCCCAGUGACUAUGUCCCUAAGGAACAAACUCGGAGUUCAGGUUUAGGGUUCAGGGUUUCUGCUUCUGAAGAUAGCUUUCCCUCAGAGUCAUCAAAUUCAGUACAAUAUUGGAUCAAUUGGAUUGAAAAAAAUAAAAAUCUGUUAGAAGAAAUUAAAAGAGAACCUUGGUUCCAUGAAAUCAAAUCAUAUUGGAAAGAGUACCUGAAGGAACAUUUGAAGAUGCAGGUUUCUGAUGAGAGCCCAUUAAGGGAUGAUAGUGAUGUUUCAUUCCUAGGAAGGAAGAAAAAUUUGUGGAAACAGUGGAUCGCAAAACAACAUGAUCUUAUGGAAUUAAACAGUGAAAGAGAUUGGUUCAAAAAUCUAUUGAGCAAUCUGGAUAAAGUACUAAACGAAUUAGUAGUAGAACAAGGUAACCAAAUGGUGCAAGCUCAAAAUUCGUUAAAGCCAAAAAAUGCGUUCCCGGUGAAAAAUGGCUUAGGGCUAAAAAAUGUGUUAGGUGUGAACAAACGGUUAGAACCAAAAAAUGUGUCAGGAAUAGAAGAUGACCUAUGGCCGGAAAAUGUGUUAAAGGUGAAAGAAGUGUUCGAGGUGGAGCAUCCCUUAGGAGUGGAGGAUGUGUUAGGACGAAAAAAUGUGUUACGACGAGAAAAUGUGUUAGAAUCGGAAAAUAUGUUAGAACCACAAAAUAUUUUAAAAGUGCGAGAAGUGUUCGAUGUGGAGCAUCCCUUAGGAGUGGAGAAUGUGUUAGGACGAGAAAAUGUGUUACGACGAGAAAAUGUGUUAGAAACAGAAAAUAUGUUAGAACCACAAAAUGUGUUAAAGGUGAGAGAAGUGUUCGAUGUGGAGCAUCCCUUAGGAGUGGAGGAUGCGUUAGGACGAAAAAAUGUGUUACGACGAGAAAAUGUGUUAGAAACAGAAAAUAUGUUAGAACCACAAAAUGUGUUAAAAGUGCGAGAAGUGUUCGAUGUGGAGCAUCCUUUAGGAGUGGAGGAUGUGUUAGGACGAAAAAAUAUGUUACAACGAGAAAAUGUGUUAGAAUCGGAAAAUAUGUUAGAACCACAAAAUGUGUUAAAGGUGAGAGAAGUGUUCGAUGUGGAGCAUCCUUUAGGAGUGGAGGAUGUGUUAGGACGAAAAAAUGUGUUACGACGAGAAAAUGUGUUAGAAACAGAAAAUAUGUUAGAACCACAAAAUGUGUUAAAGGUGAGAGAAGUGUUAGAACCAGAAAAAAUGUUAGAACCACGAAAUGUGUUAAAGGUGAGAGAAGUGUUAGAACCAGAAAAAAUGUUAGCGCCAGAAAAGGUGUUAAAAGUGAAAGAAGUGUUCGAAGUGGAAAAGGCUACUGAGAACACUCCAUCUUCCAAAGUGGAUGUAGUGAAGAAUCCAGAACUACAUCAACAAUCCUAUAGGAAAAAGCAAUCCAUAGCAAAAUUAUGGAUGCUUAUCCUUGCUUUGGUAAUAGAGCAGUGUGAAGUGGAGGAUAACCUUCAUGGGAAGGAAAUAUAUUUGGAUAAUUUAUUGCGAAACCCUUGA
Molecule: messenger RNA, 3309 nt
Organism: Plasmodium knowlesi strain H
Lineage: Eukaryota; Apicomplexa; Aconoidasida; Haemosporida; Plasmodiidae
Product: SICAvar, type II
Exons: 3
Coding region: 1-3309 (1102 amino acids)
Source: RefSeq, a predicted model, not a curated record